GCCGCCCAGACCUGCGGCGGCGGCGGCAAUGGAGAGCAGUGGGGCCGCCGUGAGCAUCGCCAUGCCGCUCUACAGAAAGGACGGGGCGAGCCAGCCCCCGCCCUACGCCGGCGCCCGGGGGGCUGCGCAGCGCCUGGACAUCCUCUUGCCGCCCCGCGACUUCGUGCUCUGGUCCUUCUUCAACACCGUCUUCUGCAACCCCUGCUGCCUCGGCUUCCUGGCGCUCGUCUUCUCCAUCAAGGCAAGAGACCGCAAAGUUCUGGGUGACAUAAAUGGUGCACACAGCUACGGGAAGACUGCCAGGAACCUGAACAUCGCUAUUGUGGUCCUGAGCAUCAUCUUCAUCAUUUUGGUCAUUACCCUUUUUGCAACUAUCCAUAAGCACUAAAUAGGCACCAUAUAACCACACCUGGAACAUCAGCUGCAGCAAGUGAGCCCCCCUGCUCUGGGGUUCAGUUCAGCAGGACAACUGUACUCAGCUUCACCUUCCUCCCAUCGCAGGCACUUGCCCUUGUUCCUGCUGUUGCAUUCCCAAGAGAGGAACUGGAUGGGGACUAUACUGAUGGCAGGGUCUGUGCUCUACUGACGCCUCCAGUUCAGCUUUGGAACUGGAGUCUCUGCCCCUGUCUCCUAACAGCCUGCCUGGAAGUCCCAUCACCCUUUCCCUGAUGGAGCCAGCACCAUGUAGAUGGAUAUCUCCAGGCACUCUGUUUCCUCAGGCUGGCAGCCAACUGCCUAGUCUCUAAAGUCCUCUGAGAGCUUGCUGUUUCCUGUUGCAAAGGGGCAUGUUUCUCUGCUUUAUGAUACUGUCCUGCUUAUCUUGACAGAUCAUUUUUUUUAGGCUUUUCCUCAGUAGAAAUGGUGAGCCUGUGCCAAUAAAGGGCCUUUUGUUUUC
This is a messenger RNA of Gavialis gangeticus (Gharial), 895 nucleotides long. RefSeq names its product dispanin subfamily A member 2b-like. The coding region runs from base 29 to 388 and encodes 119 amino acids. Gene Ontology annotation, biological process: defense response to virus; host-mediated suppression of symbiont invasion; negative regulation of viral genome replication. Lineage: Eukaryota; Metazoa; Chordata; Crocodylia; Gavialidae. The transcript is spliced from 2 exons. Gene Ontology annotation, cellular component: plasma membrane. The record is from RefSeq and is a predicted model, not a curated record.